Volvox carteri f. nagariensis is the source of this 6168-nucleotide messenger RNA. RefSeq lists its product as uncharacterized. The transcript has 13 exons. Lineage: Eukaryota; Viridiplantae; Chlorophyta; Chlorophyceae; Chlamydomonadales; Volvocaceae. The record is from RefSeq and is a predicted model, not a curated record. The coding region runs from base 1 to 6168 and encodes 2055 amino acids.
AUGGCCGAGGGAACCCCAAGAAGAGGGUCGACAAUAGCGGAGAAGAUAGCCCAAUUUCGCGCAGCAGGCAUCUCAGGCAGCCCACAGAGGACAACGAAGGACGACGCUUUCUGGUGGCAGAAUCCUUCGCCAACGCGCCGCGGCGAUGUCGCCUCCCGCAUUCCACCACGCCCAGACGCCCCCUCCCAGCAACCCGCUUGGUACACUUCAACGACACCACCGGCUUCAUCAGGCCUUAAGCCCUGGUCACAACAGCCGGAUUCGGAUGCGAGGUAUCGCGGCAUCGAUCAGAGCCCGUCCCGUAACACACCCAGCCGUGCUUCCCACACCGCGGCUGGGGCGCCGCUGGCGCCAACAUCCAGCGCCAUGACAGCAGCCUUGCACCGGCUGGCACAUGAGCAUCCCACCUUGUACCAGGCAGUGAUGUCCCUGGAAAGAGGCGCUGACGGCCGCCUCUCCGAAACCGCUUUACAAAUGGUCAACCAGGCAUUCACACGCUCCACGGCAGGUCACAAGCUGGCAGCGCCGCCAGCGCCGGCCCUACCUGCUCACGCCGCGACGCCGCCAAGUCACACCACAACCACCAUCGUGCCGCAGCUGCGUUCAAGCCAUCAACAACAGAUGCGUACGGAGGUGCAGGCUCGCGCCCAGGCAGCCUUGGCAGCUGCUGCCGCAUCCGCGACUGCUGCGGCAGCAACGGCGGUGGUGGGCGGAGCCUCUGGUGGACCGGCAGCAGCAGCAGCUGCAGCAGCGAGUAGGAGUAGGGGGGAGGAGGUGAUGCGGGAGAGUGUGGAUCAGCUGCUCUCACGGUACCGCCGUCAUGGCGGUAGGUCUAGCGAAGGGCCUGCAGCGGAGGCGGCGACGUCUUCGGACCGGCCAGCCGGGGGGUCCAGAGCUGCAGCGCUGCGUGAGGAAGAGAAGGAGGAGCCAGGCGUUGCGGCAGCGGCUGGUGCUGGUGCCGGUGCCAGCGGCAGGGACACCCCUCCUGCUACUACUCCUUUAGACGUCCCCGAGCCGCAACGAAGGCUGUCGUCGGGCUGGCGGGCGCCGGCUGGACAGCAGUCGCAGCCAGGUCCGCAUAACUUAAGCGCGGAGGACGGGGCCCCUGCGGCAACACCAGCACCAGCGCCGCCGUCGGCUUCCAGAAAGCCCACUGCGGAGAAGCUUCAGAAGAUCCUACAGCUGGCAAGUAUAGCGAAUCAGUUGGCUGUGUCUUCGCAAUCAUCGCCCGACACUGCGAACCGCGCGUCCGGUGGCGGCGGUGGUGGUGGCGGCAGCAGCGGCACCCAGCCGCCGCACCUACAGUCGCAGGCAGAUGCGUCUGGGGUACGGCGGUCCAGGCACGGCAGCGCGAGCUCCUCCGCGGGCGAUCUGGCCGGAGAGCCUAGCCUAGCAUCGCUGCAUUCUCAGACGACCACUGGCACCAGACAACACGGCAGCGAGCGCCAGAUUCCCGCGGAGGCUCAGCACGCCACUAGGCCCCUGCCGUCGCAACCGCUGCCGCAACCAGCAGCCGCGACGGGGUGGCCUGCACCUGCCGAGCCAGUACGCGCUGCUGACGGCGAGCCCUCAGCGGCAGUGGCAGCUUCGGCUCCGGAUCUUCAGCGCGAAGGAGCCCCUACCAUCCCGAAUGCCUCUUCCUCUGCCGCUGCUGAUACCGGUGCAGGCGCUCGUGCUGCUACUCGUGAUACCACUAAUGAACCGACGGGUACUGCUGCUGGUGUUCCGGCUGACAGGAGUUCUGGCGGCGCCUUUGAGUUCCCCGUGGCGGUGAUGGGCACGGCCGUCGACUCUACGGGCCUGAUGUCCCGUGCUUUCGCUUCUGCAGCGCCCGCUACUACGUCGGCGGCUGCGUCUGUUGGUGGCGCCGGGGCGGCAGAUCCUGGUGCUGCUGCUGCUGCCGCUGCCGCGCGUCGUGUGCAGUUCUCGCCCAAUGAACCCCAGGUCCGCCUUUACAGUGAAGGUACGGCAAGCGGGACGGCAGGGCUGCCGUCGAUGCCGCCGCUGGCGACGGCGCCGGGUCCCGAAGUCGCCAACGUCCCGGUGGCAACACCGGCCGGCUCAAUGCAACCCGUGUUCCUGUUGCCCUCGCCAACACCGCCGGAUGACCCAAGUGCACCUAGACCCACUCACAUCUUUGUCCCUGCUGACCCGUCAUUGCCUCCGGCGCUGGUUUCGGUGCCGGGCUUCGAGCCGCUGCCUCCCGGAAGCGUCAAGCCGCAGCGGAGAUCACGGUACGGCAGCGGGCGGCAGUCCCCUGGGGGCGGCAGCGUCAGCCCUCCCCGUCGGCGGAGCUCCUCUUCCUCGCCAUCGCCGCCGCGGCGUGACGCCGGAUCCACAUCUGCUCCCACUGCCGCCGCCGCCACAGCCGCCACAGCCGCGGCUCCAGGCAAGCAAAGGAAUGAUGUGGAUCGCAUGCUUGACUCCGACUCGGAUUCCGAUAUGGACGCGGCGGGCGGUCGCAUGCCUGCCGACAUGGCCCUGGAGACGAAAGCGGCGGAGCAGGCGGCUGCACAGUUGGAGCGCGAGGCGACGGUGCACACGCCCAACCGGCUGUCUCGACUGCUGGAUCAAGUGGCCGCAUUCAAGCGCACGGAAGGGGAGAGGCUGAUGCGGGAGGGGGAGAGGCUGAAAAUGGUGGAGGAACUCAAGGCCAUGAACAUUGACCAGCUGUCGACGCUGCUGGGCCCCACAAGCGAGCUGCUCAAGGACAUUAGUCGAUUUCGGGAUCUGUACACGGGGAAUUUGGAGCUCGUCAAGGCCACGGCCGAUGAGCACACACGUGCGGUCCUGGAUGCGCUUCAGUGCACCGGCGACACCGCACAGGCGGUCAAGCAGGCCGUGGUGGAGUCGGCGUUGCGACAGCAGGACGAGGUGAUGCAGAUGGUGGAGCGCAUGGCGCCGCCCGCGCCGCCGCCGCCCCCACCGCGAUCACCGUUGCUGGCGCUGCCUGCGCAAAUGCUCUACAGUAGCGCGCCCCCGGCCUCCGAGCUGCUAAACCCAACUUGGUGGACGCAGCUGCUGGACCCGGCAAACCGUGCAAGCCUCGCUGGCAGUGUGGCAGCCGCCGCCUCCGCAGCCUCCGGACUGGAUGCAUCUGUGCCUGGGGAUUCCGUGUCACCAUCCCAGGCCGUAGCUGGGGACCUGCUGGCGCAGCAAGUCGCGGGCCUUGCCACCGCCAUCCGUGCCUCCCUAGACCAGCAGACUGAUGGUGGUGCGGCGGUUGAGGACCUGUCCGUCAGCGCCAUUACACGAGCCGCGCGGCAAGUGUCUAUGACGCUGGACAUGGCCGUCCGUGAGUACAUCGAUCGGACCGCUCAGGCCUCAGCCCCUGCUGCCGCUCCCACACAUGCUCUCCCCGCCCCGGCGGGGCCUGCCUACCCGCUGAGCCCCGCCGUCCCGCUGGGGCAGCAUUAUGGCGCUAUGCCUCCUGCAGCUCUAGCCGCGGCUGUGCCGGGGACAAGCCUGGUGGUAGGCCAGGGCGCCCGCCUGGGUCAGACCGACCCGUGGGGUGUUCAGCCUGUAUUCUUGCAGCCCACGGUGCUGCCGCACGGCACCGAUGCCCAACAGCCCUUGCUGUCCGCGGCAGCGGCAGCUCCGGGACACGGUGUGGUGGCGCCUGCUGCGGCCCUGGUGCCGCCCCCCGCAUCGCUUGUGCAGCUGCAGCAGGUCAUGCCCAUGCAAGGCGCCGUGCCGGCUGCCGCCAACAUGGCGCCGCAGCUGGUUGCGGUCCAGGGUCCCCUGCCGGCUGGGGGCGCCAGCGGCGCUGCGCUCCUGAACUUGCCGAUGUGCACUUUACCGGCACCGGCCGUGACCCACCCGGUACAUGGCAUGAUGCCCGUGACCACGGCGGCGGUGACCGUGCAGCAGCAGCAGCAGCACAGGCAGCUGGUGUAUAGUGCCGCCACACAGCCAGGCGAGGGGCUGCCCUGUCGGCUCGACCUGCAGGUUGUAAGAACACCACCGCCGCUGCCGGCACAGCCGCCACACCCACCAUAUUCACAUCCACAACCACAGGAGCUACAGCCGCAACACAAAACGUGGCAGCAACAACAACAGCAGCUGCCGUCGUGGCAUCAGACAGAGCCGCGAGAGCUUCCGGGCGCACCAGGCAAUGCAGUGGCUUGGCAUGUUGACGCAUGCGAUGGGGGCCCUGGCAGCCCCACCUCCCCCCGCACCUGGUUCCCCGGCAGCGCAUCGGCCGGCGCACCUGCGCUUUACUCACACGGUAUCGGCAACAGUGACGCAGACGGCAUCGGCCAAAUGGACAGAGUUGGGGGAGGUGGCUAUGGCGACGGUGGCAGUGGUGGUAGCGGUGUUCAGCAGGAAGCCCCAGCUCCGGAGUCGAGGGGUCUGCCAGUCGUGUCUGCCUGGGAGGCCGAGGGAACCAAUUGGGUUCGGCCUGCCACCGCAAACUCAGAGCCUCACCCUUCAAAUCAUGUCAUUUUAAGAGGCGACAAAGCAGUAAGAGGCGGUAACAGUGCUGGCGACGGUAGCGGUGCUGGCGAUGCUGGCGACAGCAGUAGCGGCCGUGGCCUGUCGUUCGCGGGCAGCGAACCUUCCCUAGCAGCGGGCAUUGCGGAGCUCACCCUGGCGGCGGCUGACACAACACAGUUGCUGUCACCGCUGGCGCCGCCUGUUAUGCAAAACCCGGCAUGGAAUGGUGGAGAUGCACACGUGCUCGUGCCUUCACGCAAAACCUCUGGGGAACACAGGCGGCAGCAGCAGCAGCAGCAGCAACGGCCGAUGCCGGUUUCGUAUGUCCUGCCAGGCUCCACGGCGACCGCAGGACCGCAUCUGGAAACGCCCUUCACGCCAUCUGCUGCGGCGCUUGCUUCCCAGGCCCAGCCGCAACCCAAGUCGCAACCGCAGCUGCUGGUGCCAUACGCUUCGCAAUUGGGACACCAACAGCAGGCAGGAGUGGGCGCUGCACCGGGUCCGAUUCCUGCCACCGCGGGGACCCUUACCCCUAAGAGGUACCAGCAGCAGCCCCUGCAGCACUGCGACGACGACCAUCAUCAUCAGGAGCAGCAGCAGCAGCAGCAAGUUCAGGCUUCCUACCAAUGGCGCGGGGUUGGCACCGAGGUCCGAAAUUCGGCUCAGGAGCCCGGAACUUCCCAAGGACGUGACUUCAGUGUCACGCAAAGCCACAGCGCAGUCAGCAACUGGAUCCCUACCAACGUCAGCGAUGUAAGGCCGCCGCCACACGCGGCCAGGUCGCUGUUCAAAGGCAGCUCGGCGCCAUACCAGCAGCCUGCACAGCAAACAUGGCCAACGUACCACCACCAGCAGUCUAGAAUCGAUUCGGCAGUGGCUGACAACUCAAGUGUACGGGACCGGUCGCUGCAGGGCACCCCGGUGCCACCGGAACACAUGCCUGCCGGAAUUCCAGCGCCGGCGGCUGCACCCGCACCACCAGUAAUCACGUCGGCUGGACCAGGGGCUGGUAUGUAUCGGUCAGCAGCUACCGUGCAUCUUGGGCCGCCUGCGGCGAUCCAUUCGCAGGUAGCCGGCGUACAGGCAGCAGCUCCCGCAUCAGCAUCAUCACCAGUAGCAGCGGCACUUGCCGGGCCGUCGCUGAGCACCUAUACCUCCCUUUUGGGGUACACGCAGCCUGCGACUGUUGCCUACGGCUACCAGCAUCAUCACCCGCACCAGCUCCCUCCGGGGUGCUCCCAAAACCAACAGCAUCAGCAGGCACACUCCCCAGUCAUGCCACAGCUGCAGUGGCCGCCACCGCAGCCUGAAGAUGCACAAAGUGAGCUGGCAUCGCGGCGGCGGUCGGCAGUUAGCAGCCCGACGGCUAAGAUGGCAGGUACUCAGGCGCCAGGCCCAUUUUCGCCGCCAAGCAGGUGCUUUCCAGGGCCGCGGCUGGAAUCUGCCGCGUCUGCAGAGCCAAGCAUCUAUCACCAGCCUCAGCAGCUGCAAGCUUUGCCUUUGCAGGACCAGCCUGCUCCGCAGCCUGUCCUACUUCCCAUGACGAUUCAACCGAUAUCCCGGCAACCGCAGCAUCAAACCUCGAAACGACAUUUGACCACCAGCGCAUUGCCACCUGCGUUGGCGGCGUUGCCGACCGUGUCCUCUUCAGCGGGACAUUCAGAAGAAGUGAAGCGGGCCUACCAUGCGACCCUGGCACAAUUGCAGGCCGUUUAUCAUGGCAAUGGCUAA